Molecule: messenger RNA, 6630 nt
Organism: Alligator sinensis (Chinese alligator)
Lineage: Eukaryota; Metazoa; Chordata; Crocodylia; Alligatoridae
Gene: ETNK1
Product: ethanolamine kinase 1
Exons: 7
Coding region: 77-958 (293 amino acids)
Biological process (GO): phosphatidylethanolamine biosynthetic process
Cellular component (GO): cytoplasm
Molecular function (GO): ethanolamine kinase activity
Source: RefSeq, a predicted model, not a curated record
AUGUAUUAUUUUUAUAUUGCAGUUGUUCACAGAUGGAAUCACCAAUAAACUUAUUGGCUGCUAUGUGGGAGAUGAGAUGGAUGAUGUGGUCUUAGUUAGAAUCUAUGGGAACAAGACCGAGCUCUUAGUAGACCGGGAUGAAGAAGUAAAGAGUUUCCGAGUGUUGCAGGCCCAUGGCUGUGCACCGCAGCUGUACUGCACUUUCAAUAAUGGUCUAUGCUACGAGUUCAUGCAGGGAGAAGCAUUGGAUCCAGAGCAUGUUUGCAAUCCUGAUAUUUUCAGACUUAUAGCCAGGCAACUUGCGAAAAUCCAUACUAUUCAUGCACAUAAUGGAUGGAUCCCCAAAUCUAACAUGUGGCUGAAGAUGGGGAAGUAUUUCUCUCUCAUACCCACAGAAUUUACAGAUGAGGCAGUAAAUAAAAGGUUCCUAAGUGAUGUUCCAAGUCCUCAAGUCCUUCAGGAGGAGAUGGCCUGGAUGAAGGAGAAACUGUCAAAUCUAGGAUCACCAGUGGUUCUCUGUCAUAAUGACCUGUUGUGUAAGAAUAUUAUCUACAACAAGAAACAAGGUGAUGUACAGUUCAUUGAUUAUGAAUAUUCUGGAUACAACUACCUGGCAUACGAUAUUGGAAAUCAUUUCAAUGAGUUUGCAGGGGUGAAUGAGGUAGACUACAGCCUUUAUCCCAGUAGGGAAUUACAGGAGCAGUGGCUGAGAUCUUACCUUGAAGCCUACAAGGAGUAUAAAGGAUUUGGCACAGAUGUUACUGACAAGGAGGUUGAAGUGCUGUAUGUUCAAGUAAAUCAGUUUGCUUUGGCUUCUCAUUUCUUUUGGGGACUUUGGGCUUUAAUUCAGGCCAAAUAUUCUACCAUUGACUUUGAUUUUCUAGGGUAUGCAAUAGUUCGUUUUAACCAGUAUUUCACAAUGAAGCCAGAGGUCACAGCAUUAAAACUUCCUGAGUAAUGAAGAAGGAACUUAAAAUGAAGAAGCAAUCCUAGAGAAUAACUCCUUUUUUUUUUUUUUUCUUCUGAGAACAGAUACUGGAAAAAGCUAAACGUUUGUUAAAGUUCUAUAAUGUUCACUUGGUUGUUUUGCUUUACAAAUGAUGCCUCUAAAACAGUCUUUUAAUGUUAAAUCUAAUGAAGAGCAUACCUACUGCUGUUGAUGUAAAAUGAAUUAGAAAUUUGCUAAAUCUAUUAAAAAAAAAAAAAAAAAAGUUUGUAGAGAUGGCAAGGUACUCCUUUCUUUUGUAAUUUAACAGGUUGUAUGUGAAUUAUUUAUUAUGAGUUUAACAUGAUUCCAUUGCUGCUUUCAUCACUUUCUGUAAGAGUUGAGUGGAGACAGUGAAAUUGUUCCAAAGGAUUUGUUUUUAGCAUUUAUUUUAUUAAAGUAACGUUAACUUAUAUUAAACUGUACAUGGUCAGAAAACUUUUAAUCUUUGAACUGUAUACAAAAAGUAUGUGAAUGGUAGUACACAGUAAUUAGGGGAAGGAAGAGGAAGAUAAAAAGCAGCUUUCCACAUCAUGGUACUUUUUAUAAAGAGGUUUCCCUGUCUGUUGUGAUGGAUAAAUGCCAAUAUUUUGAUUUCCCUCCCCCCUUCUGCUUAGUGUACUACUCUGUAGAACUGUGAAGGUUUUGUGACCCUCUGAUUAUUCAGGAAUAUGUACCAUCGCACAGUGUCUAACAGGAAGUGUACCAAACUGACUAAGGUGGAAGGAUUUCUUGUUUUGGUAAAUGUACAUUUUUAUUUUUUUUUUUAGAAGACCACUAUUUUAACAUCUCAAGUUAUUCCUUCCCAUUAAAAAUAGUUUUUCAAAACUGUUUGAACACUAUGUUCUGGACUAUAUGUAUAUUUUAACAUACUGCAAUAGCAGCCAACAGGAUGGACUCGAUCUAAAGCUUAGUGAAUGGAAAUCCUGUUGCACUUGGGAGCAAAACAAUAAUUGCCACUUAAGUUUACAAUCUUUAUAUCAUUUAAUCUUUCUUUUUUCACUUCUUUCUACCCUCUACUUCUGAGGGUUUUUUUUAAUACUUAGUCAAGUAGUUGUAGAUUCUAUUACAUGUUCUCGUUUUCCUACCAAAUAAUAACAGAGAUUUUACUGGUACAUUCUCACAUUCAGAGAACUUUCUCCAAAUGUAUGAGGUUUGAACAAAUGAGGCUUUGAUCAUAAAACUUUUUAAAGAGCUGCAAUACCAAGAAUGGUCUGAAUUACAAAAUAUGAAUUGAAAACAUUUGCUUAGUAACACUGUGCAGGUGGAAAGGAGGCUUUAAAUCUUAAAUUCCUGUGUGGAGUUGAGCAGCCACCUAGACAACUCCAAUUAUUCCUCUGAAAACUUUGCAUUUUGGUCACUUAAGUGCCCACAUGUACAAAGUCUGAGUAUGUGCAAACACAAACUUACCUUAAGAGCAGAUAUGGGGAGCCCGAUGCACAGACUCCAGCAAAGAUAUUUAUUCAAAUUGCUUUGUAGUACAGUGUCAUUUACACACAAGCUUGACAAAAGCUUGGAUUGUACCAGGAUGCUUAAAGCAAUCAAUGUGGAUGAAACACUUUCACCUUAAAAACAGUUGUGAAUGUCAUUCUGUUGUUUUACAAAAGCAAGUCAUUUCUUAAGUUUUGUAUUCAGUAGUGACUAGUCCCAAUCUUGUAUUUCCAACAAUCACAUUCUUAAAACAGCAACAUAAAUGGGUAAAAAAAAAUUUGAGUGAGUGAGUAACAUUUUUGUUAGUAAUUAUUAUUAUUAAAAAAAAAAAAGGUUAUUAGAUUGGGCAGAUUCUCUUGGCAUAGUCUAAUAGAACUGACUAGCUAAAACUCAAGUUAAACUUUCCUUUUGUAGCAUUAGCAAGGAUGUUUCUAGAGCUCAUGAAACUAGCAGGCAAUGAGCAGUUUUUAAUACUAGUAUCCAAAAUAAAACCUUACUUCUCACUAAGAGCAUGAAUCUGACAAUCUUGCAUUUGGUAUUCCACACUCCUCAAGGGGUGCUUCUAAUUUCAGCACGACAUGUCUUGGACUAAGAUUCUGCUCAGUGUGGGAGUGUUUCAGCUCUCGAUUUCAGAGCUGUGGUAAAAGCAGUCCUUUUGGCCAGAGUGGCUGGUCUAUUUCUUGUACUGUUCAUAUGUAGUAUAGAAAUAUGUGGAAGUGAAAAUGUGGCAAUAUUUUCAAUUUUUUUUUUUUACUCUGGGGAAAUUAACUUAAUAGAGCCUCGUCUCCCAGCUAUUCUAAAAAUUCAUCUUAUACUUUAAAAUCUAUACAGGGCUGGCUGUUUGUUCCUAAAGACAGUGCAGUCUCUGUUAAGCUGAACUCCCUUGUCACAUGCUAGUUGUAUUUUGUUUUGGAAUUGUGCUGUGUUUUUUGAUGCUUGUUUUUACGGUGCAGGUAACCAUGUUCUCGCAUAUUCGGCUUCAUGUUUGGAGCUCAGCAUUGGUUGUGCAGAGCUUCUAAUUCCACUAAACUCUCUUUAUGUAGAGCUCACAAAUGAGAAUAUUAGCACCAUAAGUUGUUUGGUUUUUUUUUUUUUUUUUUGAACUAAAUUUUAAAAGCACAAAGCUACUUUAAAGUUACAAGGCUAGGCUUGGCACUAUAAGUAGAAGCUUGGUUUUUUUAUUCGUAUGCUAAAGGUACUGCUGUCCUCCGACUCCCAUUCAAGACUAAAAUGUGACAAGCUUGGAAUUUCUGCAUUAAGUUGCUCUUAAGAGUUGCUGUUAGGGAAUGUUUCUCAGUUUUAUUUGGUGCUGCUUGGACUUUCCUUCUCUGCUAGAAGAUACUCUGCGAAUUGGGGACAACCACACAGUCGUCAAAGAGUAAAUGAGGAGAGUUUUACAGUGUGCCCAUUACAUAGGCAAAUCACUGCAGAGUGCAUGUGCUUGUAUGCUGUGGUAAAUGACAGCUAGCCUCCUAAGAAGCCACCCUUCAGCUUUUGUGGGGUAAGAGCAUAUGCAUAGGUAAUUACAAAAAUAGCUACAAUGUAGAUCCCCAGCCUUGUUUACCUGCUGGUAACUAGCUUUUAUGCCCACAGCAGAGUCAGCUAGUAGCUAGGGCAUUGUAGGUUUGCAAAUAAUUGGCCUGUAACUGCCACAAGCUUUUAAUCAACCAUCUGAACACUCAAAUAAGGAACAUAUAUUUGUUUGCUGAAGUUCAUUUUGAAAGUUCACUCUUUUUUGUAAUAAUUUAAGGAUAUUUAAAGAAAAAAGAAAAAAUGAGCUCUAGAAACAUCCCUGUGUAAUUCUGGCUUUGACUAAUCAAGAAGUUAUUCUGUUGCCUUUGUUAAACUAAGGGCAUGAAUGCCUAAAUUAAUAACUCUCUUGCUGUAGUUUAAACCUAUAUUGUAAAUAUAAAGAGGGUUGUUAGCAAUGGCAUUCAUGCAUGAAUAGCAUCAUUCAGUAGACCUGUGGCCUGGUUGCUUUUGUAAAGCAGAAUAGUGUGAAUUUUUUUUCUUCUGACAUUUCUGUAAUCAGACCUGGUUAAUCCAUGCCUGAUUAGUUACUAAAACAUCUAAACAUCAAAGACUUAAGUGAUAACCGCUUUCACAUGAUUUUAAAACUUCAUCUGUGAUUCUUAAUCUGUGUUUUAGAAAGGCAUUAUCAAACUGAUUUUCAUUAACCAGGUCUGACUGCAUAUGUACAUACAACAGUGUAAAUAACCAUUUGUAAAUUAGUGUGAAUUGUUACUGUAUCUUGCAUUUAUGGAUUUGUGUAUUGCAUUGUACUCUCUCCUUCUUCUUUGUAGAAAUGUUGAUGUAAAGAAGAUAUCCAACCUUUGUGUGCUGACUUUUUUUGUUGAUCUUGUUAAAUUGACCAUAUUCAAGGGAUCUGUGUUGUGUGAUAAUCAGAUACACACCCUGUAACAAAACAUAUUAAUUUUGUUAUUAAGGCAUCCACCAUAGUUUUACUGCCUCUGCUGUCUGCUUUCCAUUUGCUUUUUAUGUUAACAUCUGCUUUUUGGGAAUAAUGAUUCUAAAAAUAAAGGAAUUAAUACAGUAAUAUGCUUAAGAAAAAUUAUAUUCUAGUAAUAAGGCAAAUUUAAAAUGCUAAUUAAAAGAAAAUGUAUUGCCCUUCAAUAUAGGGGAAAUUGUUGAAUCUCAUUCACUCUAAAUGGGAGCACUUGUAAUUCCUCACAUACAUCAUUGGCAGCUGGUCGCUUCUGAACAGAAAUUUAAGUACCCUUUCUAUAGAGUAUUGUUCCUGUAGUAACGGAAGUGAGUUAUGGUCUGUUAGAAAAUUCCUAAACCAGCAGUUUCCAGUGUACAUAAACUGUUGUCAUAGAAGCAUUAAUUAUUAACCCUGUAACUUUGUGAAUGUUAUAAUAAAAGACCAAAUCAUUAAAAUACUUCUGGCUGUCAUUUUCCAGAACACUUAAACUACUAAAUUUGUGGCCCACUUAUGCUUGUCACAAUUAGUAUCCUCUAUCAAAUCCCAUUCUGACCUAUUAAGAGGAAAAUAUAGUACUAUCUAUACUACUAGUACUAUACUGCUAUAGUAAUAUCCAGCUUUUUCUCAGAAUAAACUUUUCCUAGAUCAGUAGUCAAAUGGAAGAGUUAAUUGGUCUGUCUUACCUAUGAAUUGAAUAAAGUGACAGUUUAAAGUAGACCUUGUACUGUUGAUGCCAAAACUUGCAUUUUGUAUGAAAGUACAACAGCAUACAGCUAUUUUUAAAUGUUUACUGUAAUAUAUUAACUGAAUUCUGUCAGAUGUCUCUUUAAUGAAGUAUUCUCCUGCCUAGGAUUAGACCAGGUUUCUUAACCCCAUAGCUGUUCUUUCUUUCUUGUAUAGAAGUUACAGCUAUAUUCCAAAUAGUCAUCCAACUUAGUAUAAACAGUUAUUAGGUUAGGAGGUCCCCCUGUUCUGAAAGUAUUAACCUCCGAAGCAAGUUGACAAAUACUAUGGCUCUAUGCAAUUACAAUUACCUUUUUAACUUACUGUGGUAUUGAGCCUCUUGUCAUGGCUGUGAUUAACAGACUUGUUGGAAAAUAGUGGGGCACAGAGAAGGAAAAAGGAUUUUGUUUUUAAAUGUAUAUGAUCUUGGUUGUCAAGUUUAUACAGAUGGUUAUGUAACUCCUAUUCUGUCAGAAUCCAUGUGCCAGACAAAACAAAUACUAAUGCUUUUUAGAAGCGAGAUAUUUCAUAUUACCUAGGGUCCUGGAAAGCAUUAUUUAACUUUAAAUGCUUUGGGGAUCUAAAAACAAGUAUCAAAAGGUAUUUGUGGGGAGGAGGGAUUCACAAAUUACAAAGAAGGGGAAAUAAGCCAGUUGAAGCUUUGGUCUGCCUUUUGAUCUCACUAUACUUUUGCAGUUCACCGAUUUUAAUCAAAUUCUAAAGGAGAAAUUGCUCAGUGCUGAAGCUGAACUACUUUAAAAAGGAGGUUGACACUUAACAGAAAAACUCUAUCCUUAGUCCCCUUCCACUAAAACAAUUUUUUUUUUUUUAAUGGACAUACUUGUUUAAAUAGAUCACCUUUUUCUUGCUAAAACCUUCACUUUGUACCCACGAGAUUCCAGUCCCUUUCAUUCUCACGGCACUUGCUUUGUGGGUGGUUGGGUGGGCUGACUCUUAUCCAUCAGUUUGGGCUCUCCAGUGCUAUUUUGGUAUUUUGUUUUAAUAUAUGCCUUUCAAAAAGAUGCACUUGAAACAUAUUAAAUAC